Molecule: messenger RNA, 2457 nt
Organism: Bombyx mandarina (wild silkworm)
Lineage: Eukaryota; Metazoa; Arthropoda; Insecta; Lepidoptera; Bombycidae
Molecular function (GO): protein binding
Source: RefSeq, a predicted model, not a curated record
AAACAGUCUAUUUGAAAAUAUAAACCCGAGCGCACGUAUAUAACGCAGUACUCUGUCCAUUGUUCAUAAAUAAAUAAAGGAAGAGAAAAGAAAUAGAAAAAACCUUGGAAUUUCUGUCGUUUUGACAGCGCGGGAAAAGUUUAAAAAGUCAGUUUUUUUUUAAUCACACAAAGGACUUUUGUCAUAGUGCUUCCUGUUUUGAAGUUGGAACUUUUAACGGAGUAAGUCAAAAUGCCUUCAGAGGUGAUAUCCGAUAAGAGCUUGCAGAGGGAGCUGGCGGACUCCAUUAUCAGGAUGGUGCCUUUGGAUGAGAUAAGGAUCCUCCUGGCUUGUGGAGCCAAGGUGAAUGAGCCCGUGACCCAAGGUCUCCGUCCGCUGCAUUACGCGAUCUGGCAGCGACACGUGGAAGCCACAAGGCUGCUCCUCGUCAGGGGCUGCGACGUCAACGCGACCGACGACUGCGGAUACAGCGCCCUGCACCUCUCUGCUGAGCAUGGGUAUACGGAGCUGGUGAAGUUGCUACUGGAGAGCGGUGCAGCCGUGGACUACAGGCCCGACACCGGCGAAGAGUUCCCGAGGACGACGCUCUGUGACGAGCCGCUGCGGCUGGCCAUCAGGAACAAGCACUAUGAUGUUGCUAAGCUGCUGCUGGAGCACGGCGCUGAUCCAAACAAACGGUACUUCUUCGGCUCCGAAAUCAAUCUGGUCUCCGACCCCGAGUACUUGGAGUUGCUGUUGACUUUCGGAGCCAACCCUGACUCCAGGGACCGAGCGGGGCUUACUCCUCUCAUGAAAGCUGCUAGACAAAAGAAAGGUAUAGAAGCAGUUCUGCUCCUCAUCAGUUUCGGAGCUGAUAUCAACGCGAUGGCCGACGCCAGGAACGACUACAGGACCGUCCUGCACUACGCCGUGCUCAGUGGUAACCCAGACGUAGUGAACCUCAUGAUCAAGCAAGGAGCUCGCGUGAACUACGACUGUCCUGAACUCAGCAAGCCCAGCCCUCUGGACCUGGCCAUCCUGAAGGGAGACGUGACCAUGGUACAACUGCUCCUAUCAGCUGGCGCUCAAGUGAACGCGUCUAGUUCCGUGAUCGGGUCUCCACUUCACGUCGCCUGCUCCGACAACAUAGACAACAGAAAGGAAAUCGUUAAAAUCCUGCUGGAAAGCGGCGCCGACCCGAACCUGAAGGUGUACAGCCCGGAGGACGCGGCUCAGCUGCGGCCCGCGCUCGCCGAGUACCUCGCCAGCAACGUGCGGCCCCACCGCGACCUGGUGGCCAUGCUCCUCGCGCACGGAGCCAGGGUCAUAAUGAAAACCCAGUUUCGUGAUCCGGAUGGCAUUCUCAACCACUUACAAAACGUUACUUCAGAGGAAUACGAGCACAUCUUCUACUUACUUCUGGAAGCCGCAGAAGCCUUCGACCUCUGCAUGAUCAAGAGGAACAGUAUAUUAAACGCAGAACAAAAGCAAAAACUAAUUGAACGCGCCAAAAAUCCAAUAUCUCUAUUGGCACAAGUCAGGAUAUUCCUCCGGAAACAGUUCGGUCCCUCCUUCCCCCACGCGGUCAAAACUAUGGAAAUACCUAAAACUCUUCACCACUACCUGCUUUUUGAAUGUCGUUAAAUCGUAAAUUAUCAUUAAUUUUUGGACAAAAUAAUCAGGGAUGUGGUUCUUUUAGGUGGCCGAGCGCGAUAGGUGCCUUUGUCAAAUUAAAAUUAAGAAGGUUGUUGGUGCUGCCACAUUUAUAUUACUUUCCUUGUACUGUAGGAGUUCCCAUUCUUUUAUGGGAAAUUAAAGAUUUGUAAAAUUGUAACGCUUAAUUUCAGAUCGUGGACGAAACAUUAUUUUGUUAGUUUUUUUAUUUCGAUCUCGACAAUAUUUACAUUUUUUUAUAUAUUAUGUUAGAUCGAAACAUGUUUCAUUUUGAGACGUAUUAUAAGCAUCUACAUUUUACUAUAAAGUAUACAUAUAUUUUAUAUUAAGUUUUUAGUAGUAAAACACGACAGGAGACAAUUUUUGUAAAGAAAUUAUUGGAAUCCUAUACAUUUUUAUAGUCCUGUUCGUUACUCAGAUUUGGUAUGCAAAAUGCAUGGAUCCAUUUUUGUAUAGAAAUAAAAAAAUUGGGGCACGAUUUUAAUUUAUUCCCAAAAAUAGUUUUCAUCUUAAAAUAAAUUUUAUACAACAAAAUCUAAAUUGUUGCUUGUUUUUUAUCUUUUUCUAUUAUUACCUUACUAUAUAAUGUAUUAUUUCAAUUUGAACUGGAAAUUUGAGUAAAUACUAAGUAUAUGUAUAAAAUAUUUACCAUGUUAUUUACCUAUAGUCUGAAAACACAUUUCUAUGUGAUAUUUUGUGAUUUUAUAUUUAUAUUGUAAUAUCUUAAAUAAUAAUAAAAAGCGAUGUUAUUAAUAAGUUAAGUACUUUGUUUAUCCUCCGACAAUAUUUUAAAAAUAAACGAGU